This is a messenger RNA of Candidozyma auris, 951 nucleotides long. RefSeq names its product 3-methyl-2-oxobutanoate hydroxymethyltransferase. Gene Ontology annotation, biological process: pantothenate biosynthetic process. The coding region runs from base 1 to 951 and encodes 316 amino acids. The transcript has a single exon. Gene Ontology annotation, molecular function: 3-methyl-2-oxobutanoate hydroxymethyltransferase activity; magnesium ion binding. Gene Ontology annotation, cellular component: mitochondrion. NCBI's taxonomy places the organism in Eukaryota, Fungi, Ascomycota, Pichiomycetes, Serinales, Metschnikowiaceae. The record is from RefSeq and is a predicted model, not a curated record.
AUGUUUUUCAAAAGCCUGCUACAUGCGAUCCGCCGGUUCUCGGUGGCGCCUGUGGUUCGCUCCUCCUACACAGCUACUCCUCGAACUACCUUGACUGACCUCAGGUCUCUAUACGAGACCAAAAAGCCCAUCACCGUUGUCACUGCGUGGGACUUUCUUACGGGACAAAUCGUGGACAAGGCCAAAGCAGAUAUUGCGCUUGUGGGCGACUCGUUGGCGAUGGUGGCGCUUGGAUAUCCAGACACCAAUGAGAUCGAGCUUGACGAGAUGUUAUACCAUGUGAGGGCAGUGAACCGAGGAAACCAGUCGUCGUUCAUUGUGGCAGACAUGCCAUUUGGAACGUACGAGAAGUCAACAGAACAGGCAGUUGAAACUGCCAUCAAGGUUGUGAAAUACGGCAAGGCUCAGGCAGUGAAGCUUGAAGGUGGUCAGGAAAUGGCUGACACCGUGAGGGCAAUUGUAAGAGCUGGCGUGCCUGUUAUGGGACACAUUGGAUUGACGCCGCAAAAACAUCAUACACUUGGAGGGUACAAGCUACAAGGCAAUAGCGCUGAGAGUGCUCGUAAGCUCAUCGACGAUGGGUUGGCAUUGGAGGACGCCGGUGCUUUUGGCAUGAUUGUAGAGUGUGUUCCCAAUAAACUAGCGGGCAUUGUAACAGAGGCGGUUAAGAUUCCCACGGUGGGGAUUGGAGCAGGUCCAUAUGUUUCGGGCCAAGUACUUGUGCUCGCCGAUAUGCUCCAGAUGAACGACCCAGACAAUUACAAGCUCGCUAAGUUUGUCAAGCCGUAUAUGCGGUUCUUUGAAGAUGCAACGAAAGCUGUUUCUCAAUAUAAGCAGGAUGUCGUGGACAAGGUGUUCCCCAAUGCCGAUCAGAACGGUUAUAAGAUGAAAUCAGAAAUUUUGCGAGACGCUCGCCAGUACGCUGAGUCAAAGAAACAAGCAGAGCUUUGA